AUGGCCGCGACGCCCGACUUAGUGCCGGUCCUCGCGGAAAACCUGCGAAGUUUAUAUUUGGGCACCGACGAUGCGGCGCGACGACGCGCGGACCACUUCCUCCAGAAGAUCCAGCGGGGCCCGGAGUCCUGGGCAUUAGCUGAUGCUAUUUUGGGCGGCCGGACGCCGUUCGCGCCGAACCCGCCUAAUCUGGAUGCGGACGCCGUCUCACCACAUGCUGUGACAUUUGCGUCCAUGACGCUGCACUGCAAGGUGUCUGGUGAUUUACAUGAACUGAGCGGCGACCAGGCGUCCGCACUCAGACAAGCCGCUCUGGCGCAUCUCGACACGUGGUCGGCUCAAAACGUGCCGAUUGCGGUCCCGAAGAAGCUUUGUUUGGCCGUUGCCGCUUUAGCCGUUUCGACGUCCUGGGAAGGGGCGUUGCCUCAUGUCCAGAACUCCUUGCAAGGUAGUGACGCGGACGUCGACAAAGCGUGUCGGACAAGAGCGGUAGCUGUGGAACUCCUAGCCGCUCUACCGGAGCAGUGCUUCUCGAAGCAGUUCAACGUGCCUCUGUCGCGGAGGGAGCACUUCAAUAGGUAUCUGAGAGAUGCUUCAGCAGGCGUGCUAGACGUCCUCACGUCUCUGGUGGGGUGGGCGUCCUCCACAGCAAGGUCAACCUCCCCGUCUGGAGCGGACCGCCUCACGGUGGCGGCCUUCGAGUGUUUGAGCGCGUGGAUCUCGUUCUGCGACAUCCCGCCCGAGAAAUUGGCUCAGUCACCUUUAUUCGCCGGCGCGUUUGAUGCCCUAGAUCACCCUUCCCUCUUCGAGGUGGCUACGGAUGUCGUCGUUGAAAGUUUGAGAAGGUUCGACUGUCGGGACCCGCGGUGUGCUCCCCUCAUAGGGCUGGUGGCGCCGCGCAUCAUGGCCCCCGCCUGUGUGGAAAUCAACCAGUGAGUUAGGUUUCGUGAGCCUCCACGCCAUCGAGCCGAGGCAGGAAUGGACGCAGCAUCGCGUCGAUGGCGUGGAAUCGCCACGCCAUCGCGCAGACGCAGUUACGGGGACGACGUCGUUUCGAUGGCGUGGGGCGUCCGAAACUUGAUUUCCACACAGGCCCUCGCUCCCAGACUGGAAAGAGCAAAACAAUCUGAGGACGACGACGAGGGUCUAGGUUUAUGUAGGUUAUUCUGCGAGAUGGGCGAGGCCUACCUGCCCAUGAUCGCGUCGGAACGGGACUGCAACCAGGCGUCUAUUGUGGAAGUGCUCAUGGCCUGCACGGAGUUCCCGUCGCGGAAAGUCAGCCAAGUACCCUUUCGGUUCUGGUACCACUUAGCAAAAGCCAUCUCGAAGACGGAGGACGCGGCCCUGCAGCAGAAGCUUCGUGGGGUGAUGUCUUCGACCUAUGUCCGGUUGGCGCGGUUAUGUGUCCGACUCUCAGCGCGAACGGAAAACGACUUGGAUGGCGAGGACAAGGACGCCGAUAGCGACGAGUACGAGAGCCAUCGGCAGGACCUGUUCGAGGCGUUGGGCGACUGCUGCUGCGUCAUCGGCAACCAGGCGGUGUUGGAAGCGAUCGCGGAGGAGCUGAAGGUCGCUGCUGCACCAGAACAUGCGACGAAUGAUGGCAUUGAGUCAUGUUUGUUCGCGCUGCGGGGCGUGGCCGAUUAUGUGGGCCAUUCUGAUAACAACGUCAUCGAGCCUGCUUUACAAUUAACAUGUACCUUACCGCAAGACUGGCGCCGGGCUCGACGCCAAGGCGCCGUGCUCAUCGGCUCCUACGCGAAGUGGCUGCAGCGGCAUCCAACGACAAUCCAGCCCUGCGUCCAGUUUCUCCUCGAAGAGUUGAGUCAGGAGGUCCGCGCACCGACACGACGAAGGAGGGAGCCGUCGGCGUCGCGAGCAGCACGAGCGUUGACGGCUCUGUGCCAUCGCUGCGCCGCGGAGCUCGCAGCAGCAAACUUCGUGCAGGUCCGGGACCAGAUCGUCAAUAAUGUGCCUCUUAAGGACGAACUGUCUGUCCUGGAGGGUCUGGGCGCCGUCGUGGCGGCGUCGGCGACGUAUGAGUCAGUAGUGCAGGGCACGCAGAUGCUCGCGCGGCCCCCUGCUGAAAGUUUGGCGUUGCUAGCCCAAUCGGACAACGCCGAACCGCGUUCCGUAGCGCACGAAUUGGAUCGGCUGACGGCGGUCAUGCGCUGCGCGUCGCCUUCCUCGCAAUUGUUGAACGGGCGGCCGCAUCCCGUGCUAGAAGUCUUCGCGAACCUGUGGCCGGUCUUCGAGGCCGUCUCCAUCAAAAUGAAAACGUCUCACUUGGUGAUAGAGAAGUUGUGUCGCUGCUACAAGCACGCCAUGAGAAGUUGUAGAAAGCACUUCGAGCCGAUGCUCGAUCGCAUGACGGCCCACCUCAUCAAAUCGCUGCAGGACGGCGUCCAGAAUGCCGGUUCUCCCACUCUACAAGACGGUUCGAGGCACUCCGCCUCGGCUCCCUUGUCAUCCUUCGUGUACUGCUGUAGUAUAUGUAUUACGGAGUUCGGCGACGAGGCGAGGAUGAUUCCGAAGCUCUUCGAGAUGGUGUCCUCCGUAAGUCAGGCGUGCUUCGCGUUAUUACAAUCUCCCCAACACUUCGCGGAGCAUCCCGAUUUGGUGGAAGAGUAUUUCUACCUCGCCAGUCGCUUCCUGGACUAUUGUCCUGGUAGCUUAUUGUCAUCGCCGUUGUUGGGACACAUCCUCCAGUCGGCGUCGACGGGGCUGCGGGUCGAACAUCGCGAAGCGUUGCGCGGCGUCUUGCAUUUUUGUGGCGAGUGCACGGCGGCGGCCGUGCUCGCGCUGAAGAAGUCGGGCGAUCCCCUGCCGCCCGCGAUGUCUUCAGAUGAACCCCUACAAGCGAGGGACGCUCCUAGAAGUCAAGAAGAUGUCGACCUGGCUCGUUCAGCGGCGCAAUCUGUAAGACGCUUGCUCGUGGACCAGGACGGCGGCCGCGCUUUGGUCGACGGGUUGCUCGCGGCCUUGUCCGGCGACCUGCCGGCCCAGUUCCUCGAGGAGGGGCGCGGUUCGCUCUUGGGCUGCCUCUGGAAGCUGCGCCUCUUCUGCCCGCCGGACGUGUUUGCGCGGUGGUGCGGCGCGUCGCUGGAAGUUAUCACGGCGAACUUCGCGUCCACCGAAAUCGCGGGCGAUUUGCUGAACGCGGUGUCCGUCGACCCGCCGCGGCGCGACGCGUUCCACGACGCGUUCGUCGUCUUCGCGCGGUGCUUCCAGACGAACAAGCGGGGGCGGCGGCGGAGCCACCGGUGAUUAUUUGCUGGCUCUAGGGUUUUCUAAUGAUAUUUUAGUAUUCUG
Pelagomonas calceolata is the source of this 3312-nucleotide messenger RNA. Lineage: Eukaryota; Pelagophyceae; Pelagomonadales; Pelagomonadaceae. The record is from the annotation of a GenBank genome assembly.